AAAUUCCGCCCAGAUCUGGCUAGAAUCGAGUAUCUGUCGACAGUUGAUGAUAGACUACAAUGGCAGAAAAAUGCGUUACCAGUUGAUGACUUAUGCAGCGAAAACGCUAUCAUGUUGCAUCGCUUUAACCGUUAUCCUCUGAUCAUCGAUCCAUCAGGUCAAGCUGCUGAAUACAUAAUGAAGCAAUUUGCUGGCAGGAAUAUACAGAAGACCAGUUUCUUGGAUGAUUCAUUCAGGAAAAAUCUCGAAUCUGCUCUGCGAUUUGGUAAUUCCCUUCUUGUGCAAGAUGUUGAAAGCUACGAUCCUAUUCUUAACCCCGGAGAAUUUGCGGUACGCCUUAGACAACUGGAGAAAGCUCUACUGGCAGCGUUAAAUGAAAGCAAAGGAAAGAUUUUGGAUGAUAAUUCAGUCAUUGGCACUCUCGAAAAGCUGAAGAAUGAAGCAUCUGAAGUAGCGAAGAAAGCUGCAGAGACCGAUAAAGUCAUGGCUGAGGUGGAAACUGUUUCGGGACAAUAUCAAAGACUUGCAGCUGCUUGCUCACAGAUCUAUCAUACGCUGCAGCAGCUGAAUGAGGUAUGUUGA
Molecule: messenger RNA, 582 nt
Organism: Strongylus vulgaris
Lineage: Eukaryota; Metazoa; Nematoda; Chromadorea; Rhabditida; Strongylidae
Source: the annotation of a GenBank genome assembly